Hylaeus volcanicus is the source of this 1331-nucleotide messenger RNA. RefSeq names its product glyceraldehyde-3-phosphate dehydrogenase 1-like. Gene Ontology annotation, biological process: glucose metabolic process. Gene Ontology annotation, molecular function: oxidoreductase activity, acting on the aldehyde or oxo group of donors, NAD or NADP as acceptor; NADP binding; NAD binding. The coding region runs from base 1 to 1086 and encodes 361 amino acids. The transcript is spliced from 8 exons. The record is from RefSeq and is a predicted model, not a curated record. NCBI's taxonomy places the organism in Eukaryota, Metazoa, Arthropoda, Insecta, Hymenoptera, Colletidae.
AUGACUUAUAAUACCAGGUAUCUUAAAAUUAUGGCAACUGUUGGAAUUAACGGAUUUGGUAGAAUUGGAAGAAUGUGUCUUCGUGCUUGCAUAGAAAAAAAUAUUGAUGUUACGUUGAUCAAUGAUCCGUAUAUCACGACCGACUACAUGAUUUAUUUAUUUAAAUACGAUUCAACUCAUGGAACUUAUCCUUUAAAAUUAGAAUGUGAAAACGGAUGUAUUAUUGUUGCAGAUAAGAAAAUUAAUACAUCACAAGAAAAAAAUCCAUCUAAAAUAAAGUGGAAAGAUGCAGGUGUAACUUAUGUAAUUGAAGCUACUGGGGUAUUUAAUACUUUAGAAAAAGCAGGUUUACAUAUGGAUGGUGGAGCUAAGAGAGUCAUUAUUACUGCACCUUCCAUUGAUGCACAAAUGAUAGUUUAUGGUGUAAAUCAUGCCUGUUAUGACCCUAAAAAAAGCAAAAUAGUAUCAGCUGCUUCUUGUACAACAAACUGUGCAGCACCAAUUAUUCAAGUGAUGCAUGACAAGUUUGAUGUUAUUGAAGUAAUGAUCACCAGUGUCCAUGCUUUGACACCAUCACAAAGAAUUUUAGAUGGUCCUAUAGAAAGAGGAAAAUUGUGGAGAGAUGGCAGAGGUGCUGUCCAAAAUAUUAUCCCAACAUCCUCAGGUGCAGCCAAAUCAUUGGACAAAGUUAUUCCUGAACUCAAGGGAAAGAUUUCUGCUAUAGCCUUUAGAGUACCAAUCCCAAAUGUUUCUUUAUGUGAUAUGACUUUUAGAGUCAACAAACCAACAACUUAUGAAGAAGUGAAAGAAGCAAUGGAAGAAGCAUCAAAGACUAAUCUAAGAGAGAUACUAGGUUAUACAGACGAUGAUUGUGUGUCAUCUGAUUUCAAUAACACGACUUAUUCUUGCAUUUUCGACGCGAAAGCUGGUAUUCCUCAGACAAGUACAUUCAUCAAAGUUGUCGCCUGGUAUGAUAAUGAAUAUGGUUACGCACAUCGUGUAGUAGACCUGGUGCAGUACAUGUUCAAAGUUGAUUCGGGGGAAGUACCAGUGGUUCAAGAAACUGUAGAAGAAAGUGAAAAUUAAUAAUUCAUUCAUUGAAUAAACAUACACCGCACUUUUAUACUUCUACUAUUCCUGAUAUAAAAUGACUGUGAUUUUUAAUUUAUACAUAUUUAAUUAUAUUUUAUACAAUUUGAGAAUAUAAUUGUUUUUAUAAAUAUCACGAAUUGUUGUCGUUCUUCUCCUGAAAAAUUGACCAAUAAAUUUGAAUAAAUUCAUCAAAUAAAUGAUGUGUCCAUUAGAAGAAAGAUGGAGAAGUAAGUGUUCCA